CCUUUAACGAUUUCCAACCAUUCACCAUCACUUCGUUUCCUUCCAUCACCGGGAGACCCUCCCGGCGUAAACCACCGUAACCAUCAAUUACCCGCCUUGCUCCUCCUCCGUAGCCAGGGGAACACCAUUGAAACCAAUACAGAACCUGAAUUUUAAGCGCGAGUUCUCGUCGGUUUCAUCAGCCCCAAAACCCUAAUUGUACCCAAUUAUUGAAUCUUGAUUCUCGAUCGAACCCAUUUCCCAUUUAGCACCGCUAACGAUACCCAGAUUAGUAAAAUUAGAUCUUGCCCUCCGAAAUUCGCUGUUCGAUGGGCACAGUUGAAGCUUGCAAGGACCUAACAAUCUCGUCAUCAACGUCUCGUACGGAGACCAUCAAUGGGAACCAUGAGUUCAGAAUCACUGGGUAUUCGCUCAAUAAGGGUAUGGGGAUUGGGAAGUACGUCCAGUCCGAGACCUUCGUCGUUGGCGGUUAUGAGUGGGCGAUCUACUUUUACCCGGACGGUAAGAGCCCCGAGGAUAAUGCCUCGUACGCAUCUCUGUUCAUUGCCCUAGCCAGCGAUGGAACAGACGUGAGGGCGCUCUUUGAGCUUACACUCGUGGACCAGAGCGGAAAGAACACACACAAGGUGCAUAGUCAUUUUGGAAGGACGCUUGAGAGCGGGCCUUACUCGCUUAAAUACAGAGGAAGCAUGUGUUGCAGUGCACACAAUCUGCCAUCUCAAUUUUGGGGUUUCAAACGCUUUUUCAAAAGAAGUAUGUUAGAGACUUCAGACUAUCUUAAAGAUGAUUGCCUCUUGAUACGCUGUCGUGUUGGUGUCGUUAGGUCGCAAACAGAGGGACCUAAGACUUACAGUAUUACAGUUCCACCUUCUGACAUGGGUCAGCAUUUUGGACAGCUUUUAGAAAGCGGAAAGGGAACAGACGUGAAAUUUGAGGUUAAUGGAGAAAUUUUUUCUGCUCACAAGUUGGUUCUUGCAGCACGUUCCCCUGUGUUUAAGGCGCAACUCUUAGGUCCAAUGAAGGAUAACGAUACUGAGUGCAUAGAAAUUGAAGACAUGGAAGCCCCAGUUUUUAAGGCUUUACUUCAUUUUAUCUACUGGGAUGUCAUACCUGAUAUGGAAGAGCUUGUUGGUCAGAACUCUAAAGGGGCUUGUACAUUGAUUGCUCAGCAUCUGCUUGCAGCAGCAGAUCGUUAUGCACUUGAGAGACUCCGAUUGAUAUGUGAGGCUAAACUUUGUGAAGAUGUCAUCAUAAAUACUGUUGCGACAACUUUAGCCUUGGCAGAACAGCACCAGUGUUUUCAACUGAAAGCCGUUUGCCUUAAAUAUAUUUCAAUGCCUGAAAACUUAAAAGCUGUGAUGCAAACGGAUGGAUUCAGGCACCUAAAAGACAGCUGCCCGUCAGUCCUAAGUGAACUGCUGCAGUAUGUGGCCAGGGUUGGCGAGCAUUCUGCUAUUGUUGGAUCUGGAAAAGAUUCAUUCUUAGAUGGCUGUGAUGUGAACGGAAGGCGGGUGAAGCAAAGGUUUCGUUGAUUGCAGAAAUAACAGAUAGGCCCCUCAUGAGGACAAGAAAAGAAAACAUGUUUUUGGGGCUAAGAAACUCUGUUUUGACUGUACAAAACAGUUUGAUAGUUAAUAACAGCUUCCCAGUUAAGACGUUAGUAUGGUGUUCAGAGUGAUGGUUGAUGGUCUGAAGGUCUUCGUGGUUUUUGUUUUUAAUCCUAAACUUCUGGAUAUCAUAUAUCUUGUUGGUGGUAACCAAUCAUAUUGUGACAGCUUCUCCUGUUCAACCCUGUAUUGUUGUUUUGGGGUAGGGUUUCCAAGUGCUAGUCUGUUGCAUUUACUGACUAAUUGAUUGAUCUCAACGGUAAAUAUGGUAUUUGAA
Tripterygium wilfordii is the source of this 1884-nucleotide messenger RNA. Its product is annotated as BTB/POZ and MATH domain-containing protein 2-like. The transcript has 5 exons. The coding region runs from base 309 to 1532 and encodes 407 amino acids. Gene Ontology annotation, molecular function: protein binding. The record is from RefSeq and is a predicted model, not a curated record. Gene Ontology annotation, biological process: protein ubiquitination. NCBI's taxonomy places the organism in Eukaryota, Viridiplantae, Streptophyta, Magnoliopsida, Celastrales, Celastraceae.